Molecule: messenger RNA, 787 nt
Organism: Chinchilla lanigera (long-tailed chinchilla)
Lineage: Eukaryota; Metazoa; Chordata; Mammalia; Rodentia; Chinchillidae
Gene: Higd1b
Product: HIG1 hypoxia inducible domain family, member 1B
Exons: 4
Coding region: 453-773 (106 amino acids)
Biological process (GO): mitochondrial respirasome assembly
Cellular component (GO): mitochondrion
Source: RefSeq, a predicted model, not a curated record
AAUACAGAAAUGUUUACAUGGAAGCGAUUAUUAAAGGCUUGGAAUGUUAGCAAAAGUGAUGCCAUCAUAAUUUUAUCUUAUGUUUACUAAAACAAGGCUCUCCAGAAAUGUGUUCCUUGAAGUUUUGGUUACUGUGCGUCUCCCCCUCAACUCUCCACACGGAGCUGUCCCAGCAGCCCCGACGUUCAGGGGGACGGAUGGACAGCAGUUACGGACUCCCCUCCACUGGGCUGCACACUGGAUUCCGGCUGCAGCAGAGGGGUCAAGAACACCCUAGCCUCUCCCUCCCCGCGCCUCCGACCUCAAAGGCUCCAUAAAGCUCUGUCACUUCCCCCUGACCCCACAGCAGCAGCUGCACCACCAGCCAGUGGCCGACGCGGACAGCACAGCUGAGCAGGCCUCGCUGCCUGCGCUCCUCCUGGCCAGUGCCUGGGGCAGGGCUGGUGGCCAGGAUGUCUGCUGACAAAGGCCAGUGGACACCACCCAAGGGCGAGGACACUGUGCCCGAGAAGCUGCUAAGGAAGAGCAGGGAAUCACCACUGGUGCCUGCAGGCCUGGCAGCCUGCCUGGCGGUGGCCGUGUACAGGAUCCACCGGCUGAGGGCUUGCGGCCCCACCAAGCUGUCCGUACACCUGAUCCACACGCGCGUGGCUGCGCAGGCGUGUGUCGUGGGCGCCAUUCUGCUAGGCACCGUGUACUCGAGGUACAGGGACUACGGCAGGAGGACGGCACAGGACGCCGGCAGCAAGCAGGGUCCCACGAGUGCCCAAUAAAGCAGAGCCUGAAA